UCUCUUAGUAUAUAUAUAGGAACCAACCUUCACUCUUUCAAUUCACUCUGAAAACUCUCUUUAUCAUCUCUCUCUUUUCUCUCUCAUUCUUCCUCUUUAACAAUGGGAAAAGUUGGAAAGUUGACAAAGCUCAAGUCAGCCAUGAAGAGACUCCCAUCUUUGAGCAAGCUUUCGCGCAGCAGCAGCAGCAUAGCGGCCUCGAACAGCAUGGAAUCUGAUCAUCAUCUGGAGAAGGGUUCAGAGGAUCUUCACGCAGUGUAUGUGGGGAAGUCAAGGAGAAGAUAUUACUUGAGUUCUGAUACCAUUUGCCACCCUCUCUUUCAGGAGCUGAUUGAUAGGUCAUCAAGUGGAAAUGGCGGUGGUGGGGGGUUCAGUGAAAGAAAUGGAGAAGUUGUGGUGUCUUGUGAAGUUGUGUUGUUUGAGCACUUGUUGUGGAUGCUUGAGAGUGGCGAAUCUCAGUUAGGUUCCAUGCAGGAGCUUGCUGAGUUCUAUACUUGUUGAUUAUUAUCAUUAAUGAGGAUGAUUAAAGUUGUAAUUUAUAUUAAUUAUAGGCAUGCAAAUUCUGAUGGUGAGGAUUAACCCAUUUGUUACACCCCCCCAGGCUGAUGAAGAAGAAGAAGUUCUUGAGGUUGGUUAGGAUGAAUUAGGGUUCUUGAUUAGGAAUAUUGUACUCAUUUUUAUCAAGUUUGUUCUUAUGUGGGUUUUGUAUAUUAAAUAAUUUUGUGGCAAAGCGACUUCCACAUGGAAAUCGCUGUCACCUCUAUAUGCAUAAAAAAAAACAUGUUUCUUCAUUCUCAUCAAGCGUUGGAUUAUUAGGUUCUAAAGGAGAAUUAUCAAAAAAUCUUCCCAAUAUCACAACCCAUUACUCUUUUACUUUUAGCUAGAAAGAUUCAUGAAUCUUUUUUAGAUUUUUCCCUAGAAUCACUUUCUGAAUAUCUAGCUAGUCAAUCUAUGUGUCCGACAUUUAAUUUGUACACUUAACUUGUUUGGAAAGAUGAUAUUCAUACGAGUAAGGAGAACGCACUCUGAGUUUCACUAUUUGAGGUCGGCAAGAGACA
Messenger RNA from Pistacia vera, 1058 nucleotides. RefSeq names its product auxin-responsive protein SAUR78-like. The transcript has a single exon. Gene Ontology annotation, biological process: response to auxin. The record is from RefSeq and is a predicted model, not a curated record. Lineage: Eukaryota; Viridiplantae; Streptophyta; Magnoliopsida; Sapindales; Anacardiaceae. The coding region runs from base 103 to 501 and encodes 132 amino acids.